Messenger RNA from Trichomonas vaginalis G3, 2610 nucleotides. Its product is annotated as regulation of parkin-mediated stimulation of mitophagy in response to mitochondrial depolarization. The record is from RefSeq and is a predicted model, not a curated record. The transcript has a single exon. NCBI's taxonomy places the organism in Eukaryota, Parabasalia, Trichomonadida, Trichomonadidae. Bases 1 to 2610 code for a protein of 869 amino acids.
AUGGACACAACAACAGUAAAUAUUCCAGAAAUCAAAGCCACUUUCACAUUGGAAGAUUUCGAUCUGAAAAUUGCGAUGAGAGACAAAAUUUCUGCAGAAGGAAAACUGAAAACAGUUGACAUUUCCCAGGAAGAUUUCAAUGGAAAGAUUUUGUCAUAUGAUUCACUUGAUAAUUUCCUAACAAUAAAAACAGAUGAAAACUUCAAAAUUGUCGCAAAAUACGCUAAACUUAAAACGGUUUUGUCACCUUUAUGUUUAGCCUUAAUUAUCAAUUACUUCUAUUCUAUAGUUAUACCAAGGAUUAAACUACCUGACUUAGCACUAAGUCAUUCGAAGAAAUCCUUGCAAUUACCUGAUUAUAACUUCAAAUUGGAAAUGGAAGAAUUGAAAAUAAUUUUGCCACAAAAAAGUGACAACAAACUUAAUGGCAAUUAUUUGGCAUUUUAUAUCAAUUCGACAACGAAUUUGAAGCCUCACAAAGUCAAUUUCGAUUUCAAUCUCAAAAAUAUGAGAUUCGAAAACGAUAAAACUUUGUCACUUUUCCCUUCAAUUCUUGACACUUUUUCAUUUUUUGCCAACAUGAAUUUAGAUGAUUUUUCGAUCAAAUGUGGUACAAACAAUAUUAGUAAUAUAGAACUCACACCUGAGAACUUAAAUUGUUUGUUUGAAAUGUCAAAUAAUUUGAAAGAAAUGAUUACAGAGACAAAUCAUUAUUUCAAUGAAAUUCCCAACUAUGAUUUACUUAGUUCCUUGAAAUCUAUGCCGAUUGUUUCUUUGGAACUCAAGCCAAUUAAUAUUUCUCUUUGUACAUCAAAUAGAAAUUUGUCAUGUAAUGUUCCAUUUUUGACAUUCAGAAUUUUAGAAACAAAUGUACAAACAGCGUGUAUUUCUGAAAGGAAUGAAUAUGCUUAUGCUAUUUCUAGUUCUUUCGAUUGCGAAUCACAGUUUGUUUCUCAAGUUUUGAAUCCAAUACAAGCAACAUCAACAAUUGUUGUUUUGACAGAUCCAAGACCAGUCAAAAUCGAUUUUUCGUUUGUAGAAGCUGAUCCAAUUCACUUGUGUGUAAAUGAAAGAUUGUUGAGAGCGAUUACUUCAUUUAAAGUUGAAGGAACUCUCGCAAACAAAACUAAGAAAGGACAUAAAUUUGUUGUAAUUAAUAAUACAAAUGAAAAAAUUACAAUUAUUUCUCGUAAAAAAGUUGAAAUUGUUGAAGAAAAAUCUCUUGAAGAAAAAGUUGCUGAUGUACACACAAGAAUGAACAAAGAACUCAAAGAAAAAUUCGCAAAACUCAAGAAACAAAAAGACAAAAAUGCCAAGAAACAAAAACACAAUAAUUCUAAAUAUUCUGAAAAUGAAAAAAUUGAAAAAGUGACAAAUGAAAAAUCUCAAAAUUCUGAAAAAUCUCAAAAUGAAAAACUUCAAAAUGAAAAGUCUCAAAAUCCUGAAAAAUCUCAAUAUGAAAAUUCUAAAAAUUCUGAAAAAGUUAAUGAUGAAAAAGUAACAGAUUCUGAAAAUGAAGUUGAAGAAAUUGAUCCGAAUGAGAAAUUCAUGGAAAAGAAUACAACAGGAGAUUUUGUUGUUGAUUUGAUGAACAGCGAGUAUUGCAGAGUUUUGGAUGAUAAAAUAGAUAUAUUAGUUAAAGGAAAGAAGUUCGAAAUUGAGCCAAAAGAUGUAUUAUAUCCUUUAUGUCUUUCAAAUGAUGUUAUUUUGUCAAGAAAAUUCAAGAAAGGACAAGAUAUUUUACAGAUUUAUUCACCUGUUUCUGUAUUCAACAGAUUACAAUUUUCUGUCCACAUUUACGACGACAAAAACAAUUUCCACCAAGAACUACUUCCAAAGAAAAUUGUUCCUAUCAACAAUGGACAUUAUUUCAUCAACAAUGUCCAGCAGAAAACGAAACAAACAUUGGUUGUUGAAUCAAAAUAUUCUGUCAAAAAUAUUUCUCUUUCAAACGGAAAGUUUAUUCAAGCGACAACUCGCUUAAGAAGAAAGAGAGGUGUUGUAUUUGUAGAACUAUCUGAAAACAUACUUUUGUAUAAUUUCAUUCCAUUUGAUAUGACAUUUUCUGUCAAUUCUGUAGUUUACAAUGUCAAAAAAAUUGAAAAAGUUCCAAUAUUUAACAUUGACCCGAAACAAAACUAUUUCUCAAUGAGCUGCAGUUUGCAAACAGUCAAACCACCACAAGAAACAAAUUGUUCAUUAGUUAAACCUGAUGGACAAUUUGUUAAAUCAGAUUUCGGAUCCCAAAGUUUGUUGACUCUUUCAAAUCUAAAUAUUUUUGAAAACAAAAUAAUCGUGUUUGUAAAUUCAAUAGUUUACAAUCAAUCACAACAUACAUUGAAGAUUGACAACCAAUUCUUGAAACCAGGUGAAUCAGUUAUUUUAUCAUCAUCCGAUGUGAAUCUUUCCAUUGACACAUUGACGAAACAGACAAAAAUAGAACUGAAUUCAGAAAACGCCGGAGUUUCUAAAGACAUUUUCUUGAAGACUUUGAUUGAUGAGAAAAUGACAAUUCCUAUUCAUUGCCAUAUAAAGAGAUUAGUCAACAAAUUCAAUCUCUCUGUAAUUGUUACUUUAUCUGACUCAAUUUUGGUCGAAAACAAUCUCUAA